Molecule: messenger RNA, 470 nt
Organism: Symbiodinium pilosum
Lineage: Eukaryota; Dinophyceae; Suessiales; Symbiodiniaceae
Source: the annotation of a GenBank genome assembly
AUGGCUACAAGAAGAGCUGCGAAAGCUGCCAACCUCGGAGAUGCAGAGCAUCAGCGCGUGGCUUCAGCAGGCAAGUUCACACCUUGGGUGCUGCAGGCUCGUCUGCAGCUGGAGGAGAUUGAGAGGCAGCCGGCGAAAGCAGAGGCAUCCGCUACCCCAGCGAGGCCUAGUGCCGAGCCUCGCGAAAAGGAAGGUGCUGGAGUAGCGAUUGGCGCUCCAGUUGAAGGUGCCAAGCCAGAAGCUGCAGUCCAGAAGGACAAGCACCCAAACGAGCCAAGCAAAAGCAAGCCGGUUGAAGAGACCGCCAAGCAAGAGACGAAGGGAGAGGCGACGAAGCCGAUGGAGGUAGACCCAAGUGCCAGGGCGAAGGAGGGCAGCAUGAAACAAUCGGAGACCAGCUCGGUCAAGAAGGAUGAGCCGCCAGCCUCUGCUCCGGUACCAGUGGCCACGCCUGCAGCCAACGGCACCUC